UGUUUAAUAUAAACUUAAUUUAAAAGCAAGACAAUUCUUGAUUAUUCCAUAUUUAACUAGUGAAUUCAGUAGUUUUUAAAUUAUUAGUCACAAUAAUUGUAUAUAUUUUAUAAAGUAAAUCAAUAAUUAGUAUUUAAAAAAUAGCAUAUGUUCAAUGCGGUUAGACAACUUAUAAAUCCACUAAGAAAAUCAGUUUAUUUUUCCAAACUAAAAGUAUUAAAUCACCCAAAAAAUUUAAACAAAGUGUUGAACUAUUUUUCUACUAUGACAAGUGAAAUUACAAUUGGUACUCACGACGGAUGUUUUCACUGUGAUGAAGCAUUGGCUUGUUUUAUGCUCAAGCAAUUGCCUGAGUAUAAAAAUGCAACAGUAAUUCGGUCGAGGAAUAAAAAAAUCUUGGAUCCUUGUGACAUCGUAAUAGAUGUAGGAGGAGAGUACGAUCCGUCAAAACAUCGGUACGACCAUCACAUGCGAGAUUUUAAAGAAACAGCAAGUUCAGUGUUGAAGCGAGAUGAUUGUCCAUGGGACAUCAAGUUGAGCAGUGCUGGUUUGGUCUACUGUCACUUUGGCCACAGAAUUCUAAAGGAAAUGCUACCAGAAGUGAUUGAAGACGCUGACAUCCACAUCAUUUUCAAGCGCGUCUACGAUUCGUUGAUCAAAGAAGUCGACGCUAUUGACAACGGAGUUCCGAUGUUUGACGCAGAACCCAAGUAUCGAAUCGUCACCAACUUGAGCGCAAGAGUUUCCAGGUUGAAUCCUGAAUGGAAUAGUCAAGGUUUAGAUUCUGAUUGUCAGUUUGCUAAAGCUGUAGAAUUAUGUGGAGAAGAGUUCAGGUAUUUUGUUGAAAGCUCUGCUCGUAUCUGGCUUCCAGCGCGCGAGUAUGUUCGUCAAGCUCUUGAGAAGAGAUUUGAGGUUGAUCCGAGUGGUGAAAUUUUUGAGCUCCAAAAAUCAGUGCUGUGGAAAGACCAUUUCUUUGAAUUAGAAAAAUCGAUGAACAUCAGCCCUCCGAUAAAAUAUGUGAUAUUCAAAGAUAACAGUUGGAGAAUCCAAUGUAUUCCAGUUAGUCUUGGAAGCUUCAUUACUCGAUUGGCUUUACCAGAAGAAUGGGCAGGCUUACGUGACGAAGAAUUGACUCGAGUUUCUGGUAUCGAUGGGUGCGUAUUUGUCCACACUGUCCGCUUCAUUGGAGGUAAUGAGACACGCGAGGGUGCUCUUGCGAUGGCUCAAAAAUCAUUGAAACUAAAUCAACUAAAAAAUUUUCAAUGAUAUGAAUUUAAAAAUUUUAAUUAAAUAAAAUUAAACUAGACAAUUUUACACUUUUCUCAUUCCGAAGUUAAAAAAUAAACUUUGAUAAAUAUUUAA
Molecule: messenger RNA, 1362 nt
Organism: Cotesia glomerata
Lineage: Eukaryota; Metazoa; Arthropoda; Insecta; Hymenoptera; Braconidae
Product: MYG1 protein C27H6.8
Exons: 4
Coding region: 148-1266 (372 amino acids)
Cellular component (GO): cytoplasm; nucleus
Source: RefSeq, a predicted model, not a curated record